UACACCAGUAGCAGUAGGCUACGGCUACAGUGGAGUGGUACCGGUACCGGCGCGGGGUCAACUCAUUUUGUUCGUGUCGUGUCGCAAUCGCGUUAGUUUCGCGAUACGACGAUACUUUCCUGUAACCUUGUAGCAUUGACCUCGAAGUGGGAUCAGCCAAGCAUCAACAUGAGCUUCCCUGAGUCCGUGGAAGACGUCUCUAGGGUUGUGGAAAGGUACGGGCUAACCGAUGAAGAGGUGGAGGACUGGGCCGACUCUUUAGGCUGCUUAUUGGACCAGCUUAUAACAUCCAACCAAUGCCUUUGGACCCAAAAGGAGAACCUGAGUCAUCAAGUUUAUGAGGCAGAGAAUUACAGCAAGAAGUGCAGCGAGAUACUGGAGGAACUCAAGGGGAGGGUGAAGAACGACCAGACUCUCCGAGUGAUCGUGGAGAUCCUAGAGUGGGAGCACUCCCUAGCUGAGAAGAUGGCCGAGGACCUGCAGUUGCAGUUGGAUGAAACUACAAAAAUUCUGUAUGAGGUGGAUGAGCAUUGUGAAACGAUAAGUGAGUACACGCAACGCCUGAGAGGAUACCUCGGACCUGAAGAUGAGGAGUGGGGUGUAAACAUAGAUGAUGAGGAGUCAAGCUGUGAGGAUGGGGAUGAAGAGAGAAAUUGCGAGGAUCAGGAAAGGAAUCAGGAGGAUGAGGAUCAGGAGAGACAUGUGGAUAAUGAGGGAGGGGAGAGGAACUGUGAGGAUCAUGAAAGGAACUUUGAGGGUGAUGUUAGGAACUGCGAGGACCAGGAGAGGAACAGUGAGGAUAAGGAUAUGAACUUCGAGAAUCAGGAAAGAAACUGUGAGGAUCAGGAGAGGAACUGUGACGAUCAGGAGAAGAACUGUGUGGAUCAGGAGAGGAACUGUGAGGAUCAGGAGAAGAACUGUGUGGAUCAGGAGAAGAACUGUGUGGAUCAGGAGAGGAACUGUGUGGAUCAGGAGAAGAACUGUGUGGAUCAGGAGAGGAACUGUGUGGAUCAGGAGAAGAACUGUGUGGAUCAGGAGAAGAACUGUGUGGAUCAGGAGAGGAACUGUGAGGAUCAGGAGAAGAACUGUGUGGAUCAGGAGAAGAACUGUGUGGAUCAGGAGAGGAACUGUGUGGAUCAGGAGAAGAACUGUGUGGAUCAGGAGAAGAACUGUGUGGAUCAGGAGAAGAACUGUGUGGAUCAGGAGAGGAACUGUGUGGAUCAGGAGAAGAACUGUGUGGAUCAGGAGAGGAACUGUGUGGAUCAGGAGAAGAACUGUGUGGAUCAGGAGAGGAACUGUGAGGAUCAGGAGAAGAACUGUGUGGAUCAGGAGAAGAACUGUGUGGAUCAGGAGAGGAACUGUGUGGACCAGGAGAAGAACUGUGUGGAUCAGGAGAGGAACCUCGGGGACGAGGAUUGAGGAUCAUGAAGAUCAGCUGACUAAUGAAUAAGGGGAUAUGGUUUAUCACAAGCAUUUAAUCAUGUAAAAAGCAGUUACAAAGAUAACUAUACUACUCAUGAUUGUGGGCUACAGCUUUAAGCCUUUAACCUAGCAUCUCUAAGCCAUGCAUUGUCAAGACAAAUUAUUGAUCUCAAGAUUGGCGUGUAAGGAUACAACCCGGAUGACAAGAUAAAGUGUUUGGCUCAACAAUAUGAGGAGAUUCUUUAGAACCUUCAAACAAGCCUACCAAGAGAUCGUCAGGAACCUGGAGACGCUUACAUGCCAACAAACAUAUCACUGUAAAUAGAUGAAAAACUUGUAAAUAUAUUGUUAUUGUUAGUAAAA
This is a messenger RNA of Macrosteles quadrilineatus (aster leafhopper), 1785 nucleotides long. RefSeq names its product putative golgin subfamily A member 6-like protein 19. Lineage: Eukaryota; Metazoa; Arthropoda; Insecta; Hemiptera; Cicadellidae. The record is from RefSeq and is a predicted model, not a curated record. The transcript has 6 exons. The coding region runs from base 169 to 1419 and encodes 416 amino acids.